AUGGGCACCGACAAGAUCUCGGGGAACUUUGCCGCCUCCCGGCGCUUCCCCUGGCCUUUCGUGGUGCGAUGGCUCGAGGAGUCCCAGGGCGGUCGGCUACUUGUGGCUGGCUGUGGGGAUGGACGGCACGUGGACACUGCGCUGGGAUUGGGGAAAUUCGAGGAGGUCCUGGCAAUGGACCUGUCCGGAGGCAUGCUGCAGGCUGCCCGGCGGCGCCUCGGCAGCCGGAGCACGGAGGUGACCUAUCUGCAGGCCGACACCCGGCAGGUGCCGCUGCCGCCGGCCUCGGUGGAGGAGGUGCUCUCCUGUGCGGUGCUGCAUCACCUACCGCUGAACGAGUCGCUGAAGGGCCUGCGGGAGCUGGCACGAGUGCUGAAGCCAGGCGGCAGGCUUUUGGCUUCAUGCUGGGACCCUAGGGCCAAAGCGGUGGCCAAGCGCGGCCGCCCAGCUGAGGGUGCGGAGGAUGCUUUCUGGGUUGCUUGGCGCUGCAGCGACGGAAGCGAUGUGCAGCGCUGGUACCACUUGCCCUCCUUGGAGCGGCGAACGGAGUACUGGAGCCAACUUGACCUGGAUUUGAGGAGGGCAGAGCUCGAUGGGGACAACCAAGUCUUUGAGUGGGUGAAGGUGCCUGCCCUGUGA
Molecule: messenger RNA, 639 nt
Organism: Effrenium voratum
Lineage: Eukaryota; Dinophyceae; Suessiales; Symbiodiniaceae
Source: the annotation of a GenBank genome assembly